AUGGUGGACAGCGUGUACCGAACCCGCUCCCUGGGGGUGGCGGCCGAGGGGCUCCCGGACCAGUACGCGGACGGGGAGGCGGCGCGCGUGUGGCAGCUCUACAUCGGGGACACGCGCAGCCGCACGGCCGAGUACAAGGCCUGGCUGCUCGGGCUGCUGCGCCAGCACGGCUGCCAGCGGGUGCUCGACGUGGCCUGCGGCACCGGGGUGGAUUCCAUCAUGCUGGUGGAAGAGGGCUUCAGUGUGACCAGCGUGGAUGCCAGUGACAAGAUGCUCAAGUAUGCGCUCAAAGAGCGCUGGAACCGGCGGCACGAGCCUGCCUUCGACAAGUGGGUUAUUGAAGAGGCAAACUGGAUGACUCUAGACAAUGAUGUGCCUCAGCCACCAGGAGGCGGCUUUGAUGCUGUCAUUUGCCUUGGGAACAGUUUUGCCCACUUGCCAGAUAGCAAAGGAGACCAGAGUGAGCACCGGCUGGCACUGAAGAACAUCGCAAGCAUGGUGCGGUCAGGGGGCCUGCUGGUCAUCGACCACCGGAACUACGACCACAUCCUCAGCACGGGCUGUGCCCCUCCAGGGAAGAACAUCUACUACAAGAGUGACCUGACCAAGGACAUCACGACAUCAGUGCUGACAGUGAACAACAAAGCCCACAUGGUGACCCUGGACUACACCGUCCAGGUGCCCGGAGCUGGGCAGGGCGGUUCUCCUGGCAUGAGUAAGUUCAGGCUCUCCUACUACCCACACUGCCUGGAGUCUUUCACGGAGUUGGUACGAGGAGCAUUCGGGGGCAAGUGUCAGCACAGUGUCCUGGGUGACUUCAAGCCAUACAAGCCAGGCCAGACCUACAUCCCCUGCUACUUCAUCCAUGUGCUCAAGAGGACAGACUGA
This is a messenger RNA of Elephantulus edwardii (Cape elephant shrew), 888 nucleotides long. RefSeq names its product glycine N-methyltransferase (gene GNMT). Gene Ontology annotation, cellular component: cytosol. NCBI's taxonomy places the organism in Eukaryota, Metazoa, Chordata, Mammalia, Macroscelidea, Macroscelididae. Gene Ontology annotation, molecular function: glycine binding; S-adenosyl-L-methionine binding; identical protein binding. The record is from RefSeq and is a predicted model, not a curated record. The coding region runs from base 1 to 888 and encodes 295 amino acids. The transcript is spliced from 6 exons. Gene Ontology annotation, biological process: one-carbon metabolic process; S-adenosylmethionine metabolic process; protein homotetramerization.